AUGCCUUACGGUCAAUUAGUGAUUGGACCUCCUGGUUCAGGCAAAACUACAUAUUGCCAUGGCAUGCAACAAUUUCUAUCAACAGCUUGUAAACGUAAAGUCACGGUGGUCAAUUUAGAUCCAGCAAAUGACUCGCUCCCUUAUCAAUGUGAUAUUAAUAUUUCUUCCUUAGUGACUGUCGAAGACACAAUGAAGUUGCUCAAGUUAGGUCCCAAUGGUGGUUUAAUUUAUUGUAUGGAAUAUUUAGAGAAAAAUAUAGACUGGCUGGAAGAUCAGUUGAGUAAAUUCAGCGAUUGCUAUUUCUUAUUUGAUUGCCCUGGUCAAGUAGAAUUGUACACUCACCAUAAAGCGGUCAGAUCUAUUGUAGAACGACUACAGCAGUUAGAUUUUAAGCUGGUUGCAGUCCAUCUCGUCGAUUCACAUUAUUGUACAGAUCCAUCCAAAUUUUUAUCAAUUCUCUUAACAUCCUUGUCUACCAUGCUGCAAAUUGAAUUGCCUCACGUAAAUAUUUUAUCCAAAAUUGAUCUUAUUGAAAGCUAUGGCAAACUAGCUUUCGGUUUAGAUUUUUAUACCGAAGUCUUAAACUUGGACUAUUUAUUGGAACGAAUGAAUGAAGACGCAUUCAGUAAAAAAUAUCGCAAACUCAGUGCAGCUCUGGCUGGGCUGAUCGAAAAUUAUAGUCUAGUCUGGUUUGCUACUUUGAAUAUUCAGGAUAAAGAAAGCGUUGCCAAUGUUGUUAAAAUUAUUGAUAAAGCCAACGGAUAUAUAUUUAAUAAAGCCGACCAUAACAUAGCUGCGUUGAUGUCGUCCGCUGUUGGUGCCGAUUUUGACUACUUUAAAUAUCCUUUAAUAGAAUCUAACAUUAUCUUAAACUAG
Trichoplax adhaerens is the source of this 876-nucleotide messenger RNA. RefSeq lists its product as uncharacterized. Gene Ontology annotation, molecular function: GTPase activity. The transcript is spliced from 4 exons. The record is from RefSeq and is a predicted model, not a curated record. Bases 1 to 876 code for a protein of 291 amino acids. Gene Ontology annotation, cellular component: cytoplasm. Lineage: Eukaryota; Metazoa; Placozoa; Uniplacotomia; Trichoplacea; Trichoplacidae.